Molecule: messenger RNA, 1531 nt
Organism: Rubroshorea leprosula
Lineage: Eukaryota; Viridiplantae; Streptophyta; Magnoliopsida; Malvales; Dipterocarpaceae
Source: the annotation of a GenBank genome assembly
GACGUCUCCUCUACAGGUCACGGUCAAUGUUAUAAACCUUCCACUGGCAGGCACACUAUUUGCUAGUGUAUAAUCCCCACUAGCAGGGUCACUCAUACAAACCGGCUCUAUCACUAACAUGUCGACAUGUGCUAGCGUUUAACCCCCACUAGCAGAGUCAUUAAUAACAUGAUCACAUCGGAGACAAAAUAGGCUGAAGUUAACAGAAAAAUCAUAAUUCACCAAUCACUUUCAAAUCAUUGGGACAAUCAAUUAAAUUUCAAGUAGGCAUGCUCAAUUUAAUAAAAAGCAUAAAAAUUUCAUUUCAAUCGAUCAUACUUGUGUAAAACAGGUUUAGUCCCGCCACCACUUCAAAACAAAUCAAAACAUGCUUUUAAAAACUGUAUGGGCAUUACCAUAAAUUUACUUACCUCAAAUCACAUAAAACCGAGCACUCAAUUCACGUACUAAAGUACCCCAAGGAUCAAGAACCUAAUCAAAAUAUCCGAGAAUUAAUACCGUACCAUCACAAAUUCAAAGUGAAAUCAUCAUUAGCACUACCCCUCAUCACGAUGCUACUUUCUAUCGAUCUCCACAUUACCAGACAUCUCCAAAUUUUAAUCUGUGAACAGUGCCAUAAACAGUAACUGCACUUCCAAAAAUCGGCCAAAACACUAGCUAAUUCACGGGAUUUCUCCAAAAAUCACAGCAACUAAUCAAGCUAAUUUCUCUACCUAAACCAAGCUUAAAACAUAACUUAAUGCUGCCAAAAUUCAUCCCCAAUUUCAACAGAAAUUCCCGAACAGUACAAGGGCAAAUCAAAGGCAGAAAAUUCAAGAUUCAAGGCAGCAAAUGAACGGACAAAUUUGGGGUUGGAGGGCUGUCACAUACCGGAAUUUAACAAGCAAAAUUGGAGCUGUAGUUGGGGAAGAGCUGGCGGGAAGUGCAGGGGGAAAUUCACGCAAUCUACCAAAAAUUGAAGGAACCCAGAGCAAUUAAGGUAAACCCAAGGCAAUUCAAAGCUAGAGAAAGGAGAUUCAUGGCUGUUUCUUACCGAAAAAAUGCCCUGAAAUCACCCACAAUCAAGAGCAGCCGGCGGUGAGGAAGGAAGGAGCAGAGCAGAUCCGGAAUUCUCUGCAGGGGGGGAAGGUUUCAAAGCUCCAAUCUUGUUCUUGAACAAGAAAAGAAGGCCAAAACCAAGCUUUCUCAUCGGUUUUCCUCAAGGCUGGUGCCGGCGGCUUGGCUUUUUUUUCUUUGCUCGGUGCAGGGGAAGAAAAGAAGACCAGAAUCGGGCUGAAGAAGAAAGAAAGAAAGAAAAAGAAAAGAAGCUCAUCCUUAUCCAAAUUUUCCCUCUUUAAGUCCCUCAAGUUUAGACAUCUUGGCUAUUAAUCCCAAAACAAUAUUUUUUCACAAUUUAGUCCUUAACUUAAUGCUAAAAUAUCACAAAAUUUUGGGGUAUUACAUCCACCCCUCCUAAAAAUGAGUUUUGUUCCCAAAACUCAAAUUGAGGAUCAUCUAGACUGGUAAAUGGCUUCACAUAAUCCAAGACAAC